Messenger RNA from Fopius arisanus, 1856 nucleotides. RefSeq names its product venom carboxylesterase-6. The transcript has 6 exons. Gene Ontology annotation, molecular function: serine hydrolase activity. The coding region runs from base 6 to 1736 and encodes 576 amino acids. The record is from RefSeq and is a predicted model, not a curated record. NCBI's taxonomy places the organism in Eukaryota, Metazoa, Arthropoda, Insecta, Hymenoptera, Braconidae.
AUUGAAUGGAAGGUAUGAGUCGAAUUGUAACCAUGAAGUUGUUGGUGUUGCUGUGUUUGGUGCCAUUGGCACUUGCCACCCUCGAUAAGGACAAGACACCGGAUGGUCCCAGGGUGAUUACACCCUUGGGAGGUGUCCGUGGGUUCUACAAGUACUCGCAGAAUGGCCGGAAGUUCAUGGCCUUCGAGGGAAUUCCAUACGCACAGCCUCCAGUUGGUGAACUGCGAUUCAGGCCACCACAAAAGGUGAUCCCGUGGAUUGGCGACAUCGUGGCCCUGAAGACAGGUUCCCCCUGCCUUCAGUACCAGCACACACCUUUGAACCAGAAGGAGAGGAUUGUGGGUUCCGAGGACUGUCUCUACCUGAACAUCUACAAACCCCUAACGGAGAAAAGCAAACCCCUUCCCGUUAUCAUAUGGAUCCACGGUGGUGCCUUCCAGUGGCACAUGGAGGCACGCGACGGUGAAUUCACCAAACCCGACUACAUAAUGGACCGUGAUGUGAUCCUGGUGACGUUCAGUUACCGUGUAGGCCCCCUCGGUUUCCUGUCCACCGGCGAUGACCUGAUCUCCGGUAACAUGGGUCUCAAGGAUCAGAACAUGGUUCUCCACUGGGUCAAGGACAACAUCAAGGGAUUCGGUGGUGAUCCUGAUGAGAUCACACUCUUCGGUUUGAGCGCCGGUGGUGUAUCCGUUCACUAUCAAUAUCUGACACCUCUGACCAAGCCUGGUCUAUUCAAACGUGGACUUUCCUUCAGUGGUAAUGCCCUUAACCCAUGGGCCAUCACCGAGAACGCCCCGGAGAAGGCCAAGAAAUUAGCGAGCAUCGUUGGAUGCCCAACUGGGGACACCACGGAGAUGGUCAAGUGUCUGAAGACCCGUCCAGCCCGUCAAAUCGCACGUACCGACAUGGACUUCAUGGUCCUCGAGUUCAACCCAAUGACGCCCUUCGGACCAGUGGUGGAGAAAAAAACCGCAGAGUCUCCCUUCAUCACGAAGAUCCCCCACGAGAUAAUCAUGAAGGGAGAAGCUCUGGACGUUCCCUGGAUCACCGGAGUAGUCCCUGAAGAGGGUCUCUACCCAGGCGCGGACUUCUGUGCAAAUCCAGUGCUUCUGAGGGAAUUGGACGCCAGAUGGGACGAGCUAGCCCCCCACAUCCUUGACUUCAACUACACAAUUCCCUUGAACAAGCAGAUGGACGUCGCCAGGAAGCUCAGGAAGCACUACAUCGGCGAUGGGCCCAUUGACAAAAGGACUGCCAUGGACCUCGUCCACAUGGUUGGAGACCGACUUUACGUGGUGGGUGGUGUCAAAGCUAUCAAGUUGAUGGCCAAGUACAACAAGAGUCCCAUGAGGUACUACUACUUCACCUACCACGGAGCUGACAGUCUGUCCUACGCCAUGACCCUGACCCAGGAAGACUGGGGUGUAGCCCAUGGUGACGAUCCUUACUACGUCGUUGGAUCGCCCUUCAUGGACCCCACGACCACUGAAGAGGAUCGUGCCAUGCAGAGAGAACUCCUCGACAUGUGGACGACGUACGCAAUCAAGGGAAAACCUGAGGUAUCACUGGAAUGGACACCCAUAGACCCCUCCAAGGAGGAGCUUGUGUACUUACACAUCAAGGGCCCAGGACAAUACGAAAUGGAAGCCGACAGUAAUUUUGGCCAGAUCAAGCUGUGGGAGAGCAUUGAUUUCGACGAGGGCAAAGUGGGUGGCAAAAAGGUCGAGUUGUAAUUCGAUAAUUCAUCGUUUUUAUGGUUUUAUUGUGUACCAAUGACUGUUAUUGUUGUAAUUUUCACGAGAUUUAAUAAUUAUUGAAUAAAUGAUUGAAUAAAUAAAAUAAUUUUAACAUGA